AUGGAUUCCCCUGCCAUACCUGAAAACUGUGAGGCGUCCGGGGCAAGCAGUAUCUGCGUCAGCGAUGGCAUGAUGCCGGGAGGUAGCUUGGAGUGGGGUCCGCAGAAUUCGCGCGUACGCCUGAAGAGGACGGCCAGUUCGGAAGCGUUGGAUGCGCGUCAGCCGUCUCGCAGCAAGGCCCCGUGGUCUUUGAUGGAAGAGGCAACUUUGGCCAUGCGCCACGCGCAGCUGGGGAAUAGGUAUGCAGUUCCGUUAUUGGAGUCUGCCGGCUUCGCUCGGAACAACUCGUUGUUUUUUGCGCAGGUGGGCUGCAAUAGCAAAGUUUUUACCUGGAAGAACAGCGCCUUUGUGAACUUUCUAGACUCCCGCAGGUGGCACAGCACGCUCCGCGCGAAAAGCUGCCGCCGAAGCUCGCUGCUGUACACGUACACGCGUGUUGUACGAGAUUGCUGUGAUGACUCGCAGGCUCGCAAGGCAGCGUUUGAGAAAGCGCAGCAGCUCUGCACGGACUCCAGCCCGGGGCAAAUCCUGCCUGAUGCUAACGAAGCCGCCGGAGCAGCUACUGCGCCGCAACAGCCAGUACAGCCGCCGGUGCAGGUGCACCCACCGCCGGCGCCGCUGCCGCUGCCGCGCGGCGCGGUUCAUACCAGCAGCGGCAUUGCGGUACCGUUGGACGCUGAACAGCAGGCACUAGCGGCGGCGGCGGCGCCGUCGCCGUGGCAUGCAGGUACGGCAGUUACGAUCCUAGAUCCUUUCUCGGCCGAUCCGUCAGCUUCUUUCAGGACGGAUUAUAUUGACACCAGCAGCAGCAGCGCCACCGGGAUAUGGCCACGAGAGUAUAACGCUGCGUCCAUUGCGAGAGUCGCCGCUGGCGUGUUCACGCCCGGCAGCGGCGGCGUCGGUGGCGGAACGCCGCUCACUCGGCUUGGCAACGCCCCAGGCUCUGGCAGUGCUUUGUGGCUUGGCGUUGCGGGGGACGGCAGUGCCUGUAUCUCCCAACCGCAGCCCCAAAACCACAUGCUGAUGCGGACGGUUUCCGUACAGCCUGGACGGCCGCUGUCGUACGGCGUCGAACAGGCGGCAGCGGCGAUGCCGGCGCUUGGCGGUGGCUGCGGCGGCCAUGGCGCCGUUUUCACCACGGUUGACGUUGGCGUAGCUGGCACCGCUGCCGCUGCCGGCGACCUCACUUGUAUCAACAGCACGAUGAGUGGCAACAGCACCACUUGCGUCGCGCGGCUCGCGCAGCUCGUCCUCUCUGUCGAUGCUGCGGCGGCACCGUCAUUGCCACACGCACAGCAACAACAGCAGCUCCAGCAAGAUUUCCAACUGCAAUCCCAACAGCAACAGCAGCAAGCAGGUUGUGGGGCGUCUGUCAGCGGCCCCGGCGGGGGAGCCGGCGGCCUGGUCGGCAGCGGCUCUUUCCAUGGGAGUGCAGGUACUCACCCCUUAUCUUUGGAUAGCGGCAUGGCGGCGGGGGUGGUAGGGAGCGUGACGGCCAGCGGCGUGGAGUGCAUGGUCCCGGGGUAUCCAAGCACCUUGGGCGGCUGCGGCGCUGGGCCGUUGAUGUCGCAUGGCCUCGGCGCCUUAUCGCAGCUGCCGUGCAUGAUGCUCAGACCUGUCGUACACCCUGGCGUCGCAGAGCAGCACGCGCCGCCGCAUGUCUUGGCCGCAGGAGCAGCAGCAGCGGCAGCGGCGCUAGGAGUAGGAGGGGUAGGGGCAGGGGGGGGAGUAGGCCAUCGAGGAGGCGGAGGAGGAGGGUUGCAACCGCCGAUGCCACUUGUGCGCGGACCGCUUCGGACGAGCAGCGACGCUGCGGUGCUCAGCGCGGCGUGGGACAGACAUACAGGCGGUUUUGGCUGUGGUGGGGGCGGCGGCGGCGGUGCCGCCGCCGCCGUUGACUCGAUGUUGCGUUUCAAGCUGGGAUUGACGGCGGCCGAUCAGGCAGCGGCGGCGGCGGCGACGACGGUGGCUGGAGGGGGAGGCAUGCGGGGUGGGCUCUUGGCGCGAGUUAACGGCAGCAGCGGCGAUGGCGGCGGCAGCGGCGGCUGCUUUGGAGGCCUUGAAAGGCAGCUCGGAGGUGGCGGGUCUUUGUCCGCGCCGCCGUCCACCGUAGGACCGUUUCUGACAACUGACGGCGCAUUUGGUACGGCAGUACGACACCAAAUGCAGCUGCUCCGAAGCCCGAACGUGGGUGACGAAGUAAAAGGGGGGGCCCAAAUGUGGAUUUCUUUGGGGGGCCGGGUGCCGUACAGUUGGAAAAUAAGCCCGACAGGGAAAUGGAAUCCGAAGAAGCGGCUGGGGAGACGGGUGGCGGCGGUGGCGGCGGCGGCGGCGGCGGCAAUGGGAACGCAUCGGAAGCGGCUGGUUGCGAAAAACGAGUUGCUGACUAAAGCUGCCAAUCCCCAAAGCCCAAGUCCAAAGAAGGCAGAAGGCGAAAAAGCGGAGAAAAAAAACUACCUAGCCGCCGAGAUGGAAGGAAAGUCUUGA
Volvox carteri f. nagariensis is the source of this 2487-nucleotide messenger RNA. RefSeq lists its product as uncharacterized. The record is from RefSeq and is a predicted model, not a curated record. The coding region runs from base 1 to 2487 and encodes 828 amino acids. The transcript has 5 exons. Lineage: Eukaryota; Viridiplantae; Chlorophyta; Chlorophyceae; Chlamydomonadales; Volvocaceae.